Messenger RNA from Mesocricetus auratus (golden hamster), 2430 nucleotides. It is a transcript of the gene Epdr1, whose product is annotated as ependymin related 1. Lineage: Eukaryota; Metazoa; Chordata; Mammalia; Rodentia; Cricetidae. The transcript is spliced from 3 exons. The coding region runs from base 223 to 912 and encodes 229 amino acids. Gene Ontology annotation, cellular component: lysosome; extracellular region. The record is from RefSeq and is a predicted model, not a curated record. Gene Ontology annotation, biological process: cell-matrix adhesion. Gene Ontology annotation, molecular function: calcium ion binding.
AAAACAAGCUUUAGUAAGCUAGGGCAGAAAGAGCUCCUGGGCGAUUCACGCGGCUUUCCCAGGCCGGCGUCCUUGAGUCUCUAGAACGGAAAACCGGGAGAGACCUGCGCGUCAGAGCACUGAGUUCCGGAGUUCACCUUCCGCCCAGCGCGGAGAUAAAGCGCAGCUCUCCCACUCCGAGCUUUGGCGCCCUCUUGGGCUCAGUUGCCCCCAGAGCUGCAGAUGGCGAUUCACGCACACGCUUCCUGCCGAGUGGUCUGGGGUCCUCGGGGCGCCUGGCUGCUGGGUGGCCUCUGGGUCUGGGCGCUGUGCAGCCUGUGCGGCCUGGGGACAGCAGGCUCACCGGAGACACCGCAGCCAUGCCAGGCGCCCCAGCAGUGGGAGGGACGCCAGGUUCUGUACCAGCAGAGCAGCGGGCACAACAGCCGCGCCCUGCUGUCCUACGAUGGGCUCAACCAGCGCGUGCGGGUGCUGGACGAGAGGAAGGCGCUGAUCCCCUGCAAGAGAUUAUUUGAAUACAUUUUACUCUAUAAGGAUGGAGUGAUGUUUCAGAUUGAACAAGCCACCAAACAGUGUGCAAAGCUAUCCUUGACAGAACCCUGGGAUCCUCUGGAUAUACCCCAGAAUUCUACCUUUGAAGAUCAGUACUCCAUUGGGGGACCUCAGGAGCAGAUCACAGUCCAGGAGUGGUCCGACAGAAGGACAGCCAGAUCCUAUGAAACCUGGAUCGGCGUUUACACAGCCAAGGAUUGUUAUCCAGUCCAGGAGACCUUCAUCAGGAAUUACACUGUGGUCCUGUCCACACGUUUUUUUGAUGUGCAGCUAGGCAUUAAGGACCCUUCUGUAUUCACCCCGCCAAGUACAUGCCAGACAGCACAGCCAGAAAAGAUGAGUGAGGACUGCUCCUGGUGAACUUGACGCCACACAAAUGACCCUUGGCUCUUAGUGACCCCAUCUCACACAAAUGACCCUUGGCUCUUAGUGACCCCAUCUGGAAAUGGAUUAGAGACUGGUUUGGUUGGGAUGCAGCUCUUCAAUGGAAAUAAAGAUAAUCUUAGGAGAUAAACCCUCAUGUGGGAUUUCUUAAACAUCUGACUCUGGCUGCUCAGUUCCAUUUUCAGUAGAGAACUUGGGGCAGCCUCAACUGGCGGUAGGGACACUUUGCACACUUCCAAUGCCUGUUUGGGGCUGUCCUUUCUGUGUGCGGGUGUGUAGUCUGUGCAGUAGAGUAGGAAGGGGUGAGGGUGAGUACAUGAAGUUUGCCUCUGCAGGGAUGAACAUUUUACUAUUGUAAUUACAAACUGAAGGAGCUAAUAAAAUGUAGAAUGAUUUAGUUUGUCUGCACCAGAGUGGCAACAAUGUCCACUGACCACACCCCUACCUUUGGCUACUGCAAAAUGACUCUUUAAGAUUCCUUCCAGACUUGAAAUUUGUGGCAUGACCCGAUGAAUGUAGAUAUUCUGCAAGAAAGUGGAAAUUUAUAAUAGGGAGCAAUGAUUCCUCUGAAGGGAAAAGCAAGUUUUAAGCAGGAGGCUUAGACAAUCUUAUUAUUCACACAUGAAUGAAGUAAGAGCCAUGUGUGUGCUGCUUUCUGUGCUAGAGUACUGAUUAGUGAGAUGACCCUUUAUAUAUUCUAGCAAGCAGUCAGACUUCUAAAACAGCACUGAACUGGGAGGCCCCCUCAGUCAGGACUAGAAUUCUCUUUCACUCCUAACUCCUGUAAGUAUUAAAUGCACUAGGCUAGCUCUGGCCUUGACUUUCCUGGAACUCCAUCUCACCAUAACUGUGUCAUUGUGACUUCUGCUCAUCCUUCUCAGGUCGGCUCACAUGUGACCUCUGUAAACUGCCCUCACACCUGCAUUGAUUGCACCUUGCUGCUUGGCAUGCCUUGCUCACAAUACUUAUUAUGCUGUGUGAGGAUUUCCUGAUUACUGGAAACUGCCCUCUGCUAUCCUGGCUAAGAGCCCUUUGAGUACGGGUAUCAGGUUCUGUUUACUUUAAUAUCUCCAGUAUCAAGCAAGUGCCUGGCACGUAUUCAGUGCCCUCAACAUUUGUAGUGUGGAGCUCACCAACUCUGUUUGUGUUCAGUUUCCUCAACUUCUAAUCAGGGUUGGGUUUUCUGAUUGCUAGGGACACUUCCAGUAACACAGCUUACUAUUAUAGAUUCUUCUAUCUCUGUGUCUGUGUUUGAUUUGGCCAUGUAUCAUCUUUAGUUAUCAAGAGAAAUGUGUGAUGCUUGCUUUAUGCUGAAAACAAUCUAUAUUGUAAUUUAUACCAUAAGCAAAUUUGAUGACAUGUCACAAAUUAUUUUUUUCAUGUGUUUGUCUCUGUAAUGAAUAUGAAUGAACUCAAUUAUAAGGAAGUUAAAACUCUGCUGUAAUAAAUAAAUAAAAUACUUCCCAUAAUAAAAAUCAAGUUGGUUAUCCUGUC